Molecule: messenger RNA, 897 nt
Organism: Parascedosporium putredinis
Lineage: Eukaryota; Fungi; Ascomycota; Sordariomycetes; Microascales; Microascaceae
Source: the annotation of a GenBank genome assembly
AUGGCGAAACCAAACCUUCUACUGUGCUUUGACGCCUUUGGCACGCUGUUUCGACCUAAGGGCUCGGUGGGGAAGCAAUACGCUGAAGUAGCAAGGCAGUGUGGUCUCGGCGGUUUCAGCGAUGAGCAGAUGCAUACAUCUUUGACCGAGGCAAUCAAGCGGCAGAUGAGGCUCAAUCCCAACUACGGAAAAGAUAACGGAUUAGGGGCCAUAGAGUGGUGGACGAAGGUCAUUCAUAUGACAAUGGAACCGUAUGCUGGGGUCACUGGAACACUUCCUAAGGACCUCUGCCCUAAACUUCUACAGCGGUUCGCAUCUAGCGAGGGAUAUGAGGCUGAUUCCGAGUUGGUACCGACGAUACGAGCAUUAAAAUCACCGAGCCACCUACCUAACUUUGGCAAAAUCAUCAUCGGCGUGAUCACAAACUCAGACGACCGUGUGCCAGAUGUACUUUCAUCCAUCGGCCUCCGCGUGAGCCCGUUAAGAUAUGGCACACAUCUAGACACCGGGACAUGGGCUCACACCGACAACGACGUUGAUUUUCACUGUAUGUCCUACGACUGUGGUGUCGAGAAGCCAGAUAAGCGUAUCUUUGCGGCCGCUGAGCACAUGCUUGCAAAGCUCCUUGCCGUGCAGAAGAAUACGAGUCUCGAAGAAGGAAUUACAGAAACACAUUCUUGGCGAAAGGUCUAUGUUGGCGAUGAUUACGAUAAAGAUAUUGUUGGCGCAACUAAUGCAGGCUGGGAUGCUGUUUUCCUAGAUACCUGUGAUGCUAUAAAGCCGCAGACGCUGCCACUUAGGCAAUCACGAUCUCCCAACGAGGUGGAGAAGGAAGUUGAGGUAAUGAGAAUCACAAAACUACAGUACCUAGCAAGCUAUCUCGCAGAGGGCUCCUAG